Molecule: messenger RNA, 1494 nt
Organism: Caenorhabditis briggsae
Lineage: Eukaryota; Metazoa; Nematoda; Chromadorea; Rhabditida; Rhabditidae
Gene: Cbr-adr-2
Product: Protein CBR-ADR-2
Exons: 5
Coding region: 1-1494 (497 amino acids)
Biological process (GO): adenosine to inosine editing; RNA processing
Cellular component (GO): nucleolus; cytoplasm
Molecular function (GO): double-stranded RNA binding; tRNA-specific adenosine deaminase activity; double-stranded RNA adenosine deaminase activity
Source: RefSeq, a predicted model, not a curated record
AUGGCAGCCGAUAUCUCGGAUAUCAAAAUAGAGUCUUCUACCAACGCUCUCCAAAUUCCAGAAGGUGUUCCAGAAGCAGUGAAAGAAGCCGUCGAGAGAUCAGGAAAGAAUCCAAUGUCUCUAUUCACAGAACUCUAUCAACAACUAGUCGGAAAUACUCCAGUUUUCGAUUACUAUGUCCGAAAUUUACCAGAAAAUCGUAUAAACUUUGUCUGUGUUGUUGAGUUGGAUGGACAAAGAGUGGAAGGGCUUGCCAUGUCGAAAAAGAAAGAUGCGAAGAUGUCAUGCUCAUGGAAGGGCUUGGAAAUUGUUCUGAAACUCGUGGAGAAUACAAAAGCUCCACAUGUUAAGUUUAUGGAGCAGACAACGUUCUUUGAGCUGUUGAGAGAGCAUACUUAUGCCAAGUUUUAUGAACUCUGCACAAUGGAAACUGAAAUCUAUGGCUACGAAAAAGUGAUUGCAUCGAUUUUCCUUCAAAUCAACGAUAAAUUACAACUAAUUUCUCUUGCCACCGGAAACAAAGGACUCCGUGGAGAUCAAAUCACAAGCGAUGGAAGUGCUUUAAUCGAUUGUCAUGCUGAAAUUCUCGCUAGACGAGGCCUUCUGAGAUUCUUGUAUUCGGAAGUCUUGAAAUUUUCUGGAAGUGCCACCUCUUCGAUAUUUGAGACCGGGAAAAUUGGAAAAUUGGCGUUGAGACAGGGAAUUUCAUUCCAUUUAUUCAUCAACACAGCACCGUGUGGAACCGCCAGAGUUGAUCGAAAAGUCCGAACUGGAACUGCCGAAGAAGAGCAAGCCCUAUCUCGUCUUCGUUUCAAAAUAGACAAAGGAAUGGGAACUGUUUUGGGUGGAGCCGAAGAGUUCGCAGAUCUUCAAACGUUUGAUGGAAUUAUGUCAGGAGAGAGAAUGAGAACUAUGUCUUGCUCAGAUAAAUUAUUGAGAGCCAACGUGUUAGGAGUCCAAGGAGCACUGCUGUCGCAUUUCAUUGAGCCGGUCUACUACGCUUCCAUCGCUGUUGCCGAACAAAACAAUUUCGUUCGGAUGAACAAAGCAGUAUACACCCGUGCUUCUUCAUUCAAACCACCUGCUCCAUUCCGCGUAAAUCAAGUAAAAAUUGGAGAAUGCCAACAGGAAGAUGUUGAACAAUCCACGUCAGUCUCUGCUCGGUCUGCUGUAGGAUCUAUGAAUUGGAAUUUGGCUGAUGGAACAGUUGAAAUAGUUCGAACAUUUGACGGGAAGGUUCAUGAGAAGGAUAUGACUGGAGCGGAUGUUGAGAAACCAUCGAGAUUGUGCAAGAAAUCGUUAGUCGAGUUGAUGGUAAAGACCUGUUUCCUAACCAAAACUCCUCUAGACGAGUCCAUGACGUACGAAGAAAUGAAAGCUGGAUGUCUGGACUACUCUGCAGCCAAAAAGUCAUUCAUCAUGUGGCUUCGUCGCCAAGAUCUCGGAAUUUGGCAACAAAAACCGCGCGAGUUCGAAAUGUUCCAUGUCAAUUAA